Lycium ferocissimum is the source of this 1461-nucleotide messenger RNA. Its product is annotated as protein NRT1/ PTR FAMILY 5.6-like. The record is from RefSeq and is a predicted model, not a curated record. Gene Ontology annotation, biological process: transmembrane transport. Gene Ontology annotation, molecular function: transmembrane transporter activity. NCBI's taxonomy places the organism in Eukaryota, Viridiplantae, Streptophyta, Magnoliopsida, Solanales, Solanaceae. Gene Ontology annotation, cellular component: membrane. The transcript has 3 exons. The coding region runs from base 1 to 1461 and encodes 486 amino acids.
AUGAUACUACCAAAGGCAGCUCAAGUAGUGAAUGUGCAUGAAGGAUUCUCUUCCGUUCUCGUUAUCCUAUUUUCACAAAUCUCUGAAUCCUUCUGUGGUUGCUUUAAAGUGAUUCUCUUCUGCGAGGCAGCUUUUGUUUCGGGACUGGGGAUGCUAUGGUAUGAGGCCAGCCACCCAAGUGUUGGCAUGUUGAUUGGGGCAGUGGUGCUGUUAACUGUAGGUAAAGCUGCGCGAGAUGUUCCUUUGAAAGCAUUUCUUGCUGAUCAACUAAGGAGACUAAACCUCGAACAGGAUCAAGAACUUGUAAAAGACCGUGCAAGAUACUGGUGGGGAUUUUGCUGGAUUUUAGGUAUAAUUAUGGGCACCAUGUCAACUGGUGAGUGGGAAGUGCUCUCAAUGAUAUCUUGCAUUGCAAUGGUGGUGGGGUCAUUUUGGUUCUUGUUAGGCAUGCCAUAUUAUGUGUACGAGGAGCCAUCUCCUAAUAGCCCCCUUCGUUGCGUUAUAAUGGUUGUUAAAGCGGCAUUAUUGAAGAGACAUCUCAAUUACCCAGUUUCUCCUAAUGAGUUGUUUAAGAAUGACACUAAAGACGCAGAGCUUUUUCCUCACGUUGCAGUCCUCAGAUGGUUAGACAAGGCCGCCACUUUGGAGUCGUCGCCGCCUUGUCCAGGAUUGAUGGAGCAACAAAUUGCUGGCAGGCUUUUCGAGGUCGCAAAGGUGAGGAAUGUGAAAAACUUGCUAAAAAUGCUCCCGAUGUGGCUAACCUUUAUCGUGUACAGUCUUGUUGAAGCAACAGGGAGCACCUUCUUUAUUGAACAAGCUGAACAAAUGGAUGGCGAAAUUGGAAAGAGAUCCCAUUUCCCAAUAGUAAUUUUUGUUAUCCUCAAGGGCUUCACAAGUUUCAGUAUAUCCAUGAUAUAUCAAUAUCUCUACAAAAAUGCAAACCAACGACGUCGUCCUUUGCUGAACAGAAUAUGCUUUGGAAUGUUAUGUUCUGUAUUAUGUUGUCUUACUGCUUGGAGGAUCGAAGUUUACAGGCUUUCUAAUCUUGAGUUACGAAGGAUUGAUAACAGGGUAGAUACUUACGUUGACCACAUUAGUGUUGCUUGGCUAACUCCUCAGUUCUUCUUUCUUGGCCUUAUGGAUGGAUUUGCUACCAGUGGACUUCAACAUUUCUUUGAAUCUCAAGUUUGUGAGUCAAUGAAGGAUUAUGGCCCAGAACUCAACGAACUACCCCUUGGUAUUGGCAAAUUCGUUAGUGCAAUCUGCAUCCUCAUUUUCAGGUCCUGGUUUAGCGACAACUUAAACACAAGUCGUCUAGACAACUAUUAUGAAAUGUUAUUAUUUCCUGCCUCCCUUAAUUUUGUCAUCUGCUGUUUGGUCAGUUAUUGGUACUGGAAUCAGCCCAAUGAUAACAAAAUAUUGGACGAUGCUCAAGAACUUGAAAUUUGUAUCGAAUUCUAG